CUGCCACUUCUGGCAAAAAUAGCAUAAAAUGUGUAAUAUCUGUCCAUAGUCCAUAAUAAUGCUUCCUCCAGUGAAAAAGUCCAUCCCCUGCUGUUCCUCUCACACCAUUUAUUUAGAAGUGUUUGAACCGUUUUCAUUUGUAAACUGUGCUUGAUCUGUUUCAUUCCUGAUUUCACUUCUGAUUCAUGCGAGAUGACUUUUUCACUGGAAAAAGAAGUAAAUAGACGUAAUGUUAUAGAUAGACUUGUAUUUUAGCCAGAAGCAUGGUUUGAAGUUAAAAAACAUCUUGAUGGAUUUGUUAAUUAUGAAGAUGCAGGUUUUCGCUUCACUGGAGUUGUGUGGAUUACUUGUGGAUUAUUGUGAUGUUGUUUGAACUCCUGCAGAGGAUCAUAGAUGGCCUGAAGAACCCCGAGAUGUUAACCAGGAAGAUUCAACUGUGGGACAUCAAUGCCCACAUCACCUGUCGUCUGUGUGAGGGGUACCUGAUCGAUGCCACCACAGUCACUGAGUGCUUACACACCUUCUGCAGGAGCUGUUUGGUGAAGUACCUAGAAGAGAACAACACGUGUCCCACAUGUCGGAUUGUCAUUCACCAGAGCCAUCCACUGCAGUACAUCGGCCAUGACCGAACAAUGCAAGAUAUUGUCUAUAAGUUGGUGCCAGGACUGCAAGAAGCGGAGAUGAAGAAACAGAGAGAAUUCUAUCAGAAGUUAGGCAUGGAAGUGCCUGGAGACAUCAAAGGAGAACUGUGCAACAUGAAAACACACCUGGACGCUCAACGCAAUGGUGACCUGAAAUCAGAAGAUCCAGCCAAUAAGGAAGCAGGAGACGAGAAAGCAGAGGAGGACAAUGACUACCAUCGCAGUGAUGAGCAGGUGAGUAUCUGUCUGGAGUGUAACAGCAGUAAGCUCAGAGGCCUCAAGCGGAAGUGGAUUCGUUGUUCGGCUCAGGCGACCGUUCUCCACCUCAAGAAGUUCAUCGCAAAAAAGCUAAACCUGACAUCUUUCAAUGAGCUGGACAUCUUAUGCAAUGAAGAAAUCUUGGGCAAGGACCAUACUUUGAAAUUUGUUGUGGUAACAAGAUGGAGAUUUAAGAAAUCCCCCCUCCUCCUUCAUUACAGACCCAAAAUGGAUCUGCUGUAGUUGGACAAAAACGCUUGGUUGUUUUGGCCCAGUGGCUGAGGACUGUGCUACGUGCUAUAUAUGCAUAGACCAUCAACGCCCGCAACAAACGAACACCCGUCAACACGGAUAUGAGCCAGCAAACAACAAAACCAGCACAGCCACUGCGACGCUGACGACUUACGGAAACAACCGCUUUUCUCUGUCUUUUCGUCCUCUAUAUGUCCUAGAUAUGUGAAAAAUUGAGAGAAAGCAUAUAUUUAUACUUUUGUAUAGUUGAGAAAAGUGGAACCAAGACCCAAUUGGUGCACUGUUUACACUAUUAAAACAAAAAAAGACAAAAAAAAAAAGAAGGUCAUGAGAAAGGUUUAACUUUUUUUUUUUGUACUAUUGGACUUUGUUCCCACUUCAGUUAUGGGCAAGAUGGUGCUCGUUGUCUGCCGUCCUCCAUGGAAGUGUCCACUUUUACACUGCUAACCAGAAGAGAGGAGGUGUUUCAAACUGACUGCUCUCUCUCAGGUCUUAGCUAACACUUCUCGGGAGCGCAGAGCCUUUCUAAACUUAUAUAAAGCAGUUUAUAUGAGUGUAUUAUUUCAGAGCGGUUUCUUUCUUUACUUUCCGACGUCUCUACGAGUGGAAUUGUGAAUAGGCAAAUUUAUGUGUAGUAUUUAUGUUCUAUUUACCAAUAUUGUAUAUAAAAGUUGUUGAUGGAGAGGAAGGAUGAAAGAGUGUGUGAAAGACUUAAAGGCUAGAAAAAUAGAGACCGUUUAGAGUGGUUUUCCAAAAGUGCUAUAUUUUGGCCUGCGUUUAUGUGGCUACAUGGAAAAGACAUAAAUAUUCAGUAAAUAAAGGCAGAUUGCAAAUUAGGUGAAAUUGACAAAAUAUUUUUCACUCCAAAAUCAAAAGAAAAAAAAAGAAGGAAAAGAAAUUGUAUUUUGCUUAAAGAAAAUUAAGCUUGGUUUUUGGACCAUUAAGAUUUGUUUUGUUUUUAUUUUCAUAAUUAUGCAAAUCCCCCGCCUAAAUUCAGUCGUGUCAUAAAACAUAUAGAUUAAUUAUAAAUUAUGCAUUUAUGCAAUUAUGUUUUUGUGAUUUUCAUUUUUCUCAAUGCAGAUUCUCAUUUCUGUAAUACAGUAAAAAUGUAUUACAGUAAAAAAAUUUAAUUCAGCCUAUUAUCAUUAUUUACAGCACAUCUUAAAGUCAAUACAGUCUAAACAUCUGUAAUGUAUAAAUGCAAUUUAAAAAUCAAAUUUUAUUUAAAAAAUUUUGUAUAUGCAUUGCGGUAAUGAGAAGUUUUGGAGAAUGUUUUAAUUAAGAAAAUAUCAUCACAAUGCAAAAAAUCUUAAUGGUUAUAAAAACAAACUACUUUUUCUUUAAUAUAAUUUAAUAAAUGAACUAUAAUAAUAUUCAUUAUUAUUAUUAUUAUUUUAUCAAAUUAUUUUACAAAACAUAUAUAAAUAUUUAGUUUUUCCCUCUUUUUUCAUUAGAUUUUGGGGUAAAUAUGACCCAAGCUAUUGGACAAGGGUUAGGAAAUUCUAUCAGUACAUCUUUUUAAGUGUCUAAUUAAAUGCAUCAGUGAUUAAAAAUCAAUUUCUGAACCGGAAAGGUGCUUUUAAUCAUUUAAACCUCCCGAAUGUUAAUUUGCAGCUCUAGAAUCAUUAAGGAUGUGUACGAAUGAUUUCUUAAAAUGUUAAUAUCUUUAACUUACUUUCAGAAACAGCCAACCCCUCAGAUACAUGUAUGUCUUGUCGUAUAAUCCCACAGCCUCAAUGUCACAUAUGCAAUGCAUUACCUUUUAAUUGAGAAAAAAAGAUGAAACAUUCAGUCCUUCCUUACGAUGACGGUCAGUUCUCCGCUCCUCCGCAGUUCGAAUGUAACCCAAAAGUAACCGUCCAUAUGUAUUGUACAGUUAUUUGUUUUAUCACUGUCUUUAGUGCCAAAGGCUUCAUCCUCCCUCUUGACUUCACUCUAUUCCGGAUGGCAAGCUGCAUGAAUGGCAGAAUGCGAACAGCGUUUGACCUUAACCGAUUUAAUAUAGAGGAAUAUGGUAAAUUGAGAUCAGAGAUUUAUAUUUAUGAUUUUUCUGGUUAGGUUAGUGAAAAUUGGCUAUUUGUCGAAAUUAUUUUUUUUGUGAGCCCUAAAUGAGUUAUAGUAAUUUAUAUUUCCAUUGUGGACUUUGGCAGACACACUGCCUCUAGUUGAUCAAACAUUAAAGGGCUCUUAUAAGAUUUCUAACCUAAAUGUAUUUGAAACCUUUCUUAAAGAGCUAAUUGACUUUUUAUAUCCAAACAUUUACUUAAAAAGUCUGUUUUUACUUUGAAACAAUGAGCAGGCCUGCGUCAUCUCCUAUAGCGGUCAACUUUUACACGGGUAAAUGCCAAACCAGCUUGACCAAAUCUUUCUGGAUCUCAUCAUUAAGUUAUUCCACAAAUAUAGAUGUUUUGUAAAUCCAGUACUGCAGUCUUGCAUAGAAAUAAUGUUUUGUCUGCCCGUGAGUCUUUUUUCACUGUCUUAUAAUGUGAAUUAUCUCAGUAUGCAUUCUGUCUUCAGACUCAAUUAAU
This is a messenger RNA of Cyprinus carpio (common carp), 3679 nucleotides long. RefSeq names its product polycomb group RING finger protein 3. The record is from RefSeq and is a predicted model, not a curated record. Gene Ontology annotation, cellular component: PRC1 complex. Gene Ontology annotation, biological process: regulation of transcription by RNA polymerase II. Lineage: Eukaryota; Metazoa; Chordata; Actinopteri; Cypriniformes; Cyprinidae.